Messenger RNA from Capsicum annuum, 955 nucleotides. Its product is annotated as cytokinin riboside 5'-monophosphate phosphoribohydrolase LOG4. Gene Ontology annotation, molecular function: hydrolase activity, hydrolyzing N-glycosyl compounds. Gene Ontology annotation, cellular component: cytosol; nucleus. The record is from RefSeq and is a predicted model, not a curated record. NCBI's taxonomy places the organism in Eukaryota, Viridiplantae, Streptophyta, Magnoliopsida, Solanales, Solanaceae. The coding region runs from base 85 to 732 and encodes 215 amino acids. The transcript has 7 exons. Gene Ontology annotation, biological process: cytokinin biosynthetic process.
CUUGUUACAUUAUUCAAACUGACAAGCAGUCAAGAUAUACACCCACCACACCCACAUAAUUCAUAAAGAGAAAUUAAACAGGAGAUGGAGAAUGAAAUGAAACAGUCAAAAUUCAAGAAUAUUUGUGUGUUCUGUGGGAGUAGCACUGGAAAAAAGAGUAUCUAUAAGGAGGCUGCAAUUGAGCUUGGAAGAGAACUAGUAUCAAGAAAAAUAGACCUGGUUUAUGGAGGAGGCAGCAUUGGUUUGAUGGGUUUGGUCUCUCAAGAAGUCCACAACGGUGGUCGUCAUGUCCUUGGAGUGAUUCCCAAGACAUUAAUGCCGAGAGAGAUAACUGGUGAAACAGUAGGAGAGGUGAAGGCAGUGGCAGAUAUGCAUCAGAGGAAAGCUGAGAUGGCCAAACAUUCUGAUGCCUUUAUUGCUUUACCUGGUGGCUAUGGAACGCUAGAAGAGCUGCUUGAAGUCACUGCUUGGGCUUAUCUUGGAAUACAUGAUAAACCGGUAGGAUUAUUGAAUGUGGAUGGUUACUACAAUUCCCUCUUGACAUUUAUUGACAAAGCAGUAGAGGAAGGAUUCAUCUGUUCCAACGCCCCCAAAAUUUUUGUAUCAGCUCCUAAUGCCAAGGAACUUUUAAAUAAACUCGAGGGGUACUUUCCAAGUGAUGGAACUGUUGCCUCAAAACUUAAUUGGGAAAACGAGGAGUUGGAUUAUUCCCAAGAUAGUUCUACUGGCUAAUUAAUUGUGUUCCUCCAUGCAUGAGAAGCAAAGAUGGAUAAUGUCACCUCAGAAGACUAAUUUUUAGAACAAUCAGGAAUUUAACUUACUUGCAGUUGACUUUUUCUUAUUUUUUUAGUCAUGCUUGAUUCUUCUCGAUCUAGUAACUUUUGUGUUAAUAAUGAUUAUGAUGGUUUAUAUUUGUUUUAUUAAUCUGGAAAUCAAGCUACAACAACUACCUCUA